AUGACCAGUCUGAAGCGUUCUCAGACAGAGCGCUCGGUUGGGGGCUCAGUGCCAGCCACUGAUGAGUUCUACACCCGCCGUCUGCGCCUGCCCAAUGGAGGGGCGCCACCACCCCGUAGUGAGAGCGCCCACAUUUCCUCUUCCUCCACCACUGGCACCAACCCCGGCGUCCCCAAGAUGGGGGUUCGGGCUCGUGUGGCUGACUGGCCGCCAAGGAAAGAUGGGGGAGGAGGGGGUGUUUGGCAUAUUACCGUGGAAACCGACUCCCCCAGCUCCACCAACACCACCAGUUCAUCAGGAUCUGGAAGUGGAGAUAGAGAAAGACUUGUUGGAGGGGGAGGAGGAGGAGGGAGUGGAAGUGGUGGUAGUGGUAGUAGUGGCAGUGGAAGUGGAGGGGUGUCAGCUGUUACAGCCCACAGCAAUCUGUCAGCGAAGCUCGGCCACCUAAUAAGCCCACAGGACUCAUCCAUGCUGCGCAACAUCCACAACACGCUCAAGAAUAAGAUGCAAAGCAAAGGAAAAGACAAUCGCUUCCUUUCACCAGAUGGCUAUCUGGGCUCACCUCGCAAAGGCAUGAGGCGCAUCCGCCAACGCAGUAACAGUGAUAUAACUAUUAGUGAGUUGGAUGCGGACGGCAAUGAGGGCUGGUCUUUCUCAGGGUGGACACCCAUGCACCGUGAGUAUGGCAGCACUUCAUCCAUAGAUAAACACGGAGUGUCGGGAGAGAGUUUCUUUGACAUGCUAAAGGGUUACCAGUCCUCUGAGGCCCCUGAUCAGCGAAGCCCAGCUCCAGAGAGGCUAACAGAGCUCCUUACAGUGGCCCCCAUAAAACAGGCUGCACUUGACCUGCCAGAUGGACCUUUAGGUCCAGCCAGAGGUAGUCCUGCCAGUCGGCUGAAGGAACGAGAGAAGCACUUAAAAAGGAGGUCAAAGUCAGAGACGGGAGGAGAGUCUAUAUUUCGUAAGCUGCGCAGUGUGAAGGUGGAGGGUGACACAUCAAGGGCUGGGUCUGAUGCUGAAGAUGGGGGGAAAGGAGAUGAAAGUGGCCCACCUCCCAAACCCUGGGUGUGCCAGAGAGGCUUUGCCCAUUUUGAUAUUCAGUCUCUACUCUUUGACCUCAAUGAGGCAAUCCAAAGUCGUCAGUCUGGGGCGAAACGGAAGAACACCACAACUGGUGCCUCUGCUGCUGCUGCUGCUUCUGCCUCCGCCACAUCCUCCCUCUCCUCUAAUCAGAGCGGAGUGUAUGGGUCACCAUGUGGCUCACAAGAGGAGCUGAGCAAGGAGGGAGCAGGAGGACACAAUGCUAACCCCGCCUUAGACCCUGGUGAUGACAAAAGCAAUGAUCUGGUGCUCAGCUGCCCCUGUUUCAGGAACGAGAUUGGGGGAGAGGGUGAGAGGAACAUCUCUCCUGCUAAACAGCAGGGCAGCAUAGGCAGCGGUGGAAGUUCAAGCAGUUCUUCUGGCAGUACAGAGGAAGGACCGCUGGAUGCCAUCCUCAGUACUCAUUUUACCAACGCUGGUGUGGCAGUAUUAGAGGCUCCCAAGGACGGGCCAAGUCAGCAUGCUGACAGGUCCAAACGAUACAUCGUAGAGCAUGUUGACCUCGGUGCCUAUUGCUACCGGAAGUACUUCUACCUCAGAGAACACUGGAACUAUCUGGGGGUAGACGAGAACCUGGGUCCGGUGGCAGUCAGUCUGAGGAGGGAGAAGCUGGACGAACACAAGGAGCACGGCCAACAGUACAACUACAGGGUUAUCUUCAGAAUGAGCGAGCUUAACACCCUGAGAGGCUCCAUCCUGGAGGACGCAGUACCUUCCACAUCCAAGCAUGGCCUAGCUCGAGGCCUGCCUCUCAAAGAGGUGCUGGAGUACCUGGUGCCCGAGCUGAACGUUCACUGCCUGCGGCUAGCGCUCAACACACCUAAGGUCACCGAGCAGCUGAUGAAGCUGGACGAGCAGGGGCUGAGUUUCCAGCGGAAGGUCGGAGUGAUGUACUGCAUGGCGGGUCAGAGCAGCGAGGAGGAAAUGUACAACAACGAAUCAGCCGGUCCUGCAUUGGAGGAGUUCCUACAUCUGCUGGGGGAGAGGGUUCGGCUCAAAGGCUUCACCAAGUACCGAGCUCAGCUGGACACAAAGACUGACUCGACCGGCACACACUCCUUGUACACCACUUACAGGGACUAUGAGAUCAUGUUCCAUGUGUCUACCAUGCUGCCCUACACACCCAACAAUAAGCAACAGUUACUGCGGAAGCGCCAUAUUGGGAAUGAUAUCGUCACAAUCGUGUUCCAAGAACCCGGGGCACUUCCGUUCACUCCUAAGAACAUUCGCUCACAUUUCCAGCAUGUCUUCGUGAUUGUGCGGGCACACAAUCCCUGUUCUGAGAACAGCUCCUACAGCGUGGCAGUCACUCGCUCCAAAGAUGUGCCAUCUUUCGGCCCACCAAUCCCAGAGGGCGUGACCUUCCCCAAAUCCUCUGUGUUCCGGGACUUCCUGCUGGCCAAGGUCAUUAAUGCAGAAAACGCCGCUCACAAGUCCCACAAGUUCCGUGCCAUGGCCACCCGAACGCGCCAGGAGUACUUGCGUGACCUGGCUGAGCGCCACACCACAAGCACGCCCAUCGACCCCUCGGGAAAGUUUCCUUUCAUCUCAUUGGCUCACAAGAAAAAGGAGAAGAGCCGGCCCUAUGUAGGGGCGGAGCUGCGCAGCCUUGGGGCCGUGACCUGGCUGGUACACGCUGAGGAUCAUGGGACUGGAGGAGAACUUGAGGCUCUCCUCGCCAUCUCCAAUGACUUCCUCAUCCUUUUGGACCAAGACGCCAAGGCUGUGGUGUUAAACUGUGCCACUAAGGACGUGAUUGGCUGGAUGCUGAGCAGCCCUGCGUCUUUGCGGAUUUUCUAUGAGCGGGGAGAAAGUGUGUCUCUGAGGAGUAUCAGUAAUAACACUGAGGAUUUCAAAGAGGUGGUCAAACGUCUAGAGAUCCUGACUAAAGGCUGCGAGACAUCAGAGAUGACACUUCGUCGAAAUGGCCUGGGGCAGCUUGGCUUCCAUGUGAACUACGAAGGCAUCGUGGCUGAGGUGGAGCCGUACGGCUACGCCUGGCAGGCAGGACUGCGGCAGGGAAGCCGAUUGGUAGAAAUCUGCAAAGUUGCUGUAGCGACACUGACACAUGAGCAGAUGAUUGACCUCCUGCGGACCUCGGUGACAGUGCGUGUUGUUAUUAUCCCACCACAUGAAGAUGCCACUCCACGCAGAGGCUGCUCGGAGCUCUAUCGGAUGCCUGUGUCCGAAUACAAGGGCAGCAGCAGCGAUAGCGGGUCCUUCGAAUACAAGUUCCCCUUCCGUAGCAACAACAACAAGUGGCAGAGGACGUCCAGCAGCCCUCAGCAGUCGCUGACUGCCUCGCCUCAGCCCCACACGCCCAACCGUGCCAUCAGCUUGGGUAGCUCCGUGGGGAAGACCCUGUCAGCUGAGAGGCUGGAGAGGGGCGCAGUCAUCCCACGCAGUGUGAGCAGCGAUGGCCGACCCCUGGACACCAAAAGGAUGUCUCCGGGCAGUGAGAGCUACAGCCUGGUCUCCUCCCUGGCGUUGGGUCGUUCCCCUCACAAUCGAAGCUCUCCAAGCAACUUGUCUUGUUCCAGUGACGCCUCCGGAAGCUCUGCUCACUGGAGACAAAAGUCCAUGCCCGAGCAGUUUGCAAGCAACCGCCAUUCUCCGAUGCCUUCGGAGAGACGGGAGGUGGUCGGCGAGGGCGGGUCCAGUGGAAAAUCCACUCCCAAUUGGUCAAGAAUGGAGGAAGGGGGAGGAGCAGAACGGGGGUCAACAGAGGCCCCGGUCUCCAAGUCGGGUCAAGGCUACUCUGGAGCUCCUCGCAUCCAGAGGCAAGAGCAGGUCAUCCAUCUGUCCCCAAAGAAGGGAAGCCAGUCGGACGGCCCUUACUCUGGCCACUCCAGCAGCAACACUCUGUCCAGCACGGCAUCCAGUGGCGCUCACAGCGACAGUGAUAAAUGGUAUGAAAUGGGAGCAGGUGGAGGCUCCGGCGGUGAUCAGGGCGACACGGAGCCCAACGGUCUGGGAGGAGGAGGUUAUCUCCAGGGGGCGUCAGCCGACAGCGGCAUCGAUACCAGCUCUUAUGGAGCCUCGCACCACGCCCACCCGCACUCUCAUCACGGCAGCACCACUUCCCUUCUGGCUCCCAGUGGCAGCAGGGAGAGCAGGGAGCGGUCAGCCUCUCCGUGGCACAGCCCCACCGAGGGAGGCCGCAGGAUGCUGGAGAGGUCACCUGCUGCUGCCGAGUCCCCGGGCCCUCCAGGAGAAAGGAGCCUGGACGGGACCGGCCGAAGCCCGCCUACUCAUCUCCUCGUCAGGGAUAGCAGCACCUUCAGUCUGAAUGAGGCUGGAUCACACUCAAGGCACUCAGGCCACAGCUCGCCCAGAGACGAGUCUUCAUCUUCAGCCACCUCGCCGUCCUCCCAGUCCUCGGCGUCCCCUGGGCCCAAGAGCUUCUACCCCCGCCAAGGAGCUCAGUCCAAGUACCUGAUUGGCUGGAGGAAGCCAGGCUCCACCAUCAACUCUGUCGACUUUGGAGACACACGCAAGAAGUCUCCUGGAGAGAGUGGAGUGGAGGGUAUUCCAACCCCUGCAGCCAGGCCCUCUCUUCGGGACAUGCACUCACCCCAGCCUCAUGCUAAAUCUACUAUUGAGGAAGAUGUGAAGAGGCACGGGGCUCCAGACAGCCCUCCACCACCACGCAGGCAUAAGGAAAAGCAUGGCCAGAAAUCACCGUCGGGCCAACAUCUCAGCCACCGUCGCUCGCUCCAUCGUACCCUGUCAGACGAGAGCAUCUACCGUGGACAGCGACUUCCCCCCCUGAGCGACUCGGUGGCAGAACCAGUUAGCGACGUUCUCUUCAGCUGCUCCACCCUCCCGCGCUCACCCACGACCCGCGGUGUGCCCCUUCGGCGGCCCUCCUAUAAGCUCGGUGUCAAACUGCACGGUGACCUUUCGGCAUCUGACACAUCACUGGUGGAUUUGGUGGAGCGACACCGUGGACCCCUCCCACAGGAGCUAAUGCCCCUCCCUUCUUCAGACAGGGACAGCCCUCUGGAGUGGACACACUUGGUGGACGUGGCCAGUACCUUUGAGAGUGACAGGAACCCUCACUACGUUCAGAGAAGUUACGUGUUCGGGGAUUCAAAUCACCGGAGCAGCGGCUCCUCCAGUCCACAGCAGCCUCACAUCGAGCUGCAGCCAGCACCAGUGUCUCGGCCCUCAUCAAGUGAGGGUCACAUAGGGCUGGAGAGGAAAGUCACUAAACUUGAGGCCAUUGUGAAGAUGCUCCAGGAGGACCUGAAGAAGGAGCGUGAUGAAAAGCUGCGGCUUCAGACUCAGAUCAAACGGCUGUGGGAGGACAACCAGAGGCUGCAGGAGGAAUCUCAGACCUCCGCCACCAAGCUCAAGAAGUUCACAGAGUGGGUUUUCAACACCAUCGACAUGAACUGACGUACUCCUGCACAUCCUAACUUGCACACGCACCCACACGACUUCAUACAUCAGCACACACAGUCUGGACGGAGACGCGGAGGGGGAGACAUGUUCUGAGACUCAUUUAACCUGAUGCCGAACCCUCCCUCCAUCUUCCAUCGGCUUCAAACAUCAGGGGCUUUUAUUGCCGACCAGUCUCUAUCUCUGCAGACCCUCUGUUCAACUUCUCAGGAUGAGGCCCAAGAAGAACGCGUGUUGUUUGUCAGAUCAUGAAGGACUGACCUCUGCCCUCCUGUGGGGCCAUGAGGGCGUUGCUGAAUUGAACUUUCUCUCAUCUCGCUGUGCCAAAAUCUUUUCAGCAAAAUUACCGACAAGUGAAAACACCCUUCCUCCCUCCUCCUUUCUGAACGAGGCGACUUUGCCUCUUCCAGUUAUUGCAGAGGUAAACAAUGUCCUCACCCCUCUGCCCUGGUCUCCGAGUGGACACGAGUCUCUUUUCAAGGCGACUUUCUUUUUCCUCAUUGUUCCUGUUUUUCAAGCACCUUUUUCAAAUGUCGCCCAACUUCUCCAGAAGGUGAUUUAAGUGUUUCGUGCCAAAUCAGCCUCACCACAGCAGAGGGUUUGUCUCAGGCAGAGCAACGACAAACCUGCCAGCUCAGCCACUAAGUGUCCGCUGUAACACAGACGGACAAAAGAGCCACAAGACAACUGGACACGUGAGAGGAUUUUGUUUCCAUCACCUUUAAAUGGAAAGUGAAGAGGUUAGCAACUUUUUUUUUUUCUCCCCGCGGUGGAAACCCCUGAACGUCAUGGCCGUUGGUCCGUCAGCCACUGACAUGACGUCGAUCCGCGUCCGCGCCACAGACAAAUCUGGAUUUGUACAGUUUUCAUUUCUUGACCUGUGUGUGAGUCAGGUCUGGAUUACAACAGUCGAUCUGUCUCAACAGCACAAACCAACACCUGACACAGGAGUCUAUAUUUAAAAGCCAUUGGCAGUGGUGCCAUAAAACAAGACUGAUAUCCAGAGUGCUUUGGUCCAUCCCACUCGUUCGUGUCUUAAAAGCAAUAGGAAGAAGUCGGACCUCGUGUUUUUCUCGCUCACAAAAAUGAAGAGUUUGCUCUCGCAAGAAGUUUUACGUGGGAUACGGUGUUUUAAAGGUCAAACUGGCAAAACACCGGCCUCUGCUGCACAAGAACCUCCAGCUUUUUCCACCGAACAUCGUAUUCAGGGGAAAAAGAAAACGAGGACGCCACUCAUCAUUCCAAUGACUGGAAAACAGAGAGCCAGCUGAUAAUAAAUGACAGAGACAUUUUGGAUGAGAAAAGGUUUUUCUUUUUUUCCUCGGGUUAAUUUAUUUCCUUGUAUUCUAAUUCCAAUAAAUAAGUUGUUCUAUUCGUACAGUACAACUGACAUCAGUGUUUAGUUCCUGAAGAAAAAGGGUCACUAGCUAUAUUAUUUAAACUGCUUUCUUUCUUAAUUCUGGCUAAAGCCUGACUAUAAUGCUUUUUAUUCUGUAUUCUGUUGUAUUUUGUGGUGCCCAAGCCUGCUGUUGUGUUGCUUACAGUGCCCUCUAGUGAUGACCAGUGGAAAUGUCAUGGUUAUUAAAUGUGCUGCCAGUCACUCUGUAUUUUUCCAACGACUCUUCAGCCAUCAGUCAGACACACACACACACACACACAACAGAUCAUCAGAGGCUUUGAGAGACAAUCAAAGGUUGAUUUUUGACGAUGGGAGAGUGUGUGUCUCUGUGUGUGUCUCUGUGUGUGUCUGUGUGUGUGCGUGCUUCAGUUCAAACAGUUCUGCUCAGGUUCAGUCUUUGUUGGGAACGUGUGAGGAUCUUUUCUGAAAGCAAUUCAACAAUAAUGACAUGUAUGACGAUAUUUUAAAUACCCAUCCAAAAAGGGAGUCACAGUACCUGCCGUACUUGUGUGUGUUUGUUUGUGUGUGUG
Messenger RNA from Paralichthys olivaceus (Japanese flounder), 7434 nucleotides. The record is from RefSeq and is a predicted model, not a curated record. NCBI's taxonomy places the organism in Eukaryota, Metazoa, Chordata, Actinopteri, Pleuronectiformes, Paralichthyidae.